AUGAAGCACCAAAUCGACUGGACUUCUGACGAUAAGGACGCACGCGAGAACUACAAGAAGACCUUCAGGGAAUGUAAGGACUACGGGAACAAGAUUCUGAAAGAUUACAUCAUCCAACGACAAGGCAGCGACCAUUUCUUCAAACACAACAUCGUCAAAUUGCCAGACGUUAACAUACAGUAUGAGGACUUUCUCCAAUUCCCUAAGGUCCAUGUUAAAGCGAUUGGGGAACUCAUGCGUAAGUCCAAGGCGGAUUUGAGUGUAUGUCUUAAAGGGCUUGUUGGACGCUGGGAAAACCAGCAAGCCGACAGGCGUGGGGAACGGCCGAAUAUGGGAGAUGCUAUCAGUGGCGUUUCUGGGGACAUCGGCAGCAACGAGGGCUUUUACAAUCUGGGCUUAUGCGCACGUUACCGGCCUUGCGCCAUUGGUAAAAAGGGCCAUGCCUCAACGGUUUCGCGGUUCAGAUUGCAAGUACAACCUGAAUUGCAAGACAGAUGA
Pseudomassariella vexata is the source of this 498-nucleotide messenger RNA. RefSeq lists its product as uncharacterized. Bases 1 to 498 code for a protein of 165 amino acids. The transcript has a single exon. NCBI's taxonomy places the organism in Eukaryota, Fungi, Ascomycota, Sordariomycetes, Amphisphaeriales, Pseudomassariaceae. The record is from RefSeq and is a predicted model, not a curated record.